Pterocles gutturalis (yellow-throated sandgrouse) is the source of this 900-nucleotide messenger RNA. Its product is annotated as keratinocyte proline-rich protein-like. The transcript is spliced from 2 exons. The record is from RefSeq and is a predicted model, not a curated record. The coding region runs from base 1 to 900 and encodes 299 amino acids. Lineage: Eukaryota; Metazoa; Chordata; Aves; Pterocliformes; Pteroclidae.
AUGUCUCUGAAUCAAACGCAGAUCAAGCAGGAAAUCACCCUCCCACCUGGCCUGAGCAAAGCGACUUCAAAGCAAAGCCAAGAUCCUGUGCCCAGCGCUGAGCCAGUCCCACAGCAGCAACCUGAAGUCCAAGACCCAGAACCAGUCCCAGUAGUACUGGUGCCAUGUCCAGAGAAAACAGCACCAUUGCCAGCACCAGUGGAGGAACCAGGCAAGGGAGAAACACCAGUGGUCGUGAUACCUGAGUAUCCUCCCCAGGAGCAGCAGCAGCAACAGCAAAGCAAGCUACCACCGACUUUCCCACCUGAAUUACGCCCUGAAGAGAAAACGGCGUGCAAAGAGCUGCCUGAGACCCCCGUGCCAGUUCCUGCUACCUCCUCGGAGGCUGAAGCACAUCCCCAGGAGAAGCAGCAACACAAGGAAAUCCCUGUGCCUGUCCCUGCUCCAGACCCUGAACCUGCACCAUGUCCCCAGCAGAAGCAGGAGCACAAGGAGACCCCUCUGCCAGUCCCUAUUCCAGACCCUGAACCUGCACCGUGUCCCCAGCAGAAGCAGGAGCACAAGGAGAUCCCUGUGCCGAUCCCUGUUCCAGACCCUGAACCACAUCCUCAGGAGAAGCAGGAGAGCAAGGAGACCCCUGCACCGAUCCCUGUUCCAGACCCUGAACCUGCACCGUGUCCCCAGCAGAAGCAGGAGCACAAGAAGACCCCUGCCCCAGUCCCUGUUCCAGACCCUGAACCUGUACCAUGUCCCCAGCAGAAGCAGGAGAGCAAGGAGACCCCCGUGCCCGUCCCAGCUCCCUGCCCCGAGCAGGGGAAGUCCUCCCUUCCGGAGAAGCGUCCUCCCAUUGAGCAGCAGCAGGUGAAGCAGCCCACCCAGUGGCCUCCGGCGCAGAAGUAA